Messenger RNA from Cokeromyces recurvatus, 246 nucleotides. RefSeq lists its product as uncharacterized. Bases 1 to 246 code for a protein of 81 amino acids. The transcript has 2 exons. The record is from RefSeq and is a predicted model, not a curated record. Lineage: Eukaryota; Fungi; Mucoromycota; Mucoromycetes; Mucorales; Mucoraceae.
AUGAGCUUAAUCAGUAGUGUUUCUGGAUUUGCUGCUUUUGGUGUUCUUGUCCGUACAUACGCCCUUGGUUUACAAAAGCGCCCACUUUUCUCUAAUCCUAGUGGACAUUUAAUAGCUGCAGGUGUUUUCGGUUCAUUUGGUUAUUUUAUUUAUAAUGUGCAAGAAAGACAAACAGCUCUUAUUGCUGCUAAAAAGGAAGUUAUGAUAAAAAAUAGAGCCCGUGCAGAAGAACUUGCAUCACAAUAA